AUGAGGUUCUACUCUGCCCAUUAUAGCACUACCAGGCCUGCACAGUUCAGCGUCUCCCCAAUGAACCAUAUUGCAUGCGUGCUCCACUGGCAAGUUAUUUCCACCGUGUUGAGAGCCCAGACAGUAGAACGCCAAGUGGCUUUCCAGAGCCAUCAGUGCCGCUUGCUGACCAGUGGAAUGACAAUAGACAAACCAUUGCGAUAUGAGGAACCCGCCAUGCUGGUAGAUAGCCACUUUCACCUAGACAAAGUGCUUGGGCGUUCAGGCUACACCAACUGGGACGAUCUUCAGAGAGACCUACAAGGCAGAGGGCACCUGGAGCUGGUGGUUUCCUUUGGGCUUCAUCCUCACGUGGUGUGUGAUGCACCGUACGAAAUAUUGGACAAGCUUGGCAUGCUUGCUAGCUUACCACAAUGGUGUGCAAUUGGAGAGGCUGGGGUAGACCUGACUAAAAAGUGCCACUGCAGUCCCUGUGGUGAUCCUCACGAAUGUCGGCACACUCGACUGUGGAAACAGCUAGAUUUCCUGUCUGAGGCCCUCCAGAUUGCAAGGAGUUUGGGCAAGCCAGUGAUCUUGCAUUGUCGAGAUGACGGUUCCGAAGAGGCAGCCGCACAGACGCUCCCCACCAUCCAGAUGAUGGACAGGUCGGAUCAUGUUUUCCACCUCCACUGUUUCACUGGCGAGGCCCAAGAGUUGCGUCAGUGGCAGAAGAAGCUGCCACAUACCAAAUUUGGAGUAACAAUGAAGUCAAUCCAAGACCCAAGGACGGUAGCGCUAAUACCACCAGAGCGACUUCUUUUGGAGACUGAAGCUCCGUAUUUGCCCCCUGCUCCUAGAUGUCGCCUCAACCAUCCAUGGAAUGUGUUGUCCCUGGCCAAACAAGUUGCCUUCAUCAGGAACACUCCACCCUCACUCCUCCUGAAGGUGGCUAACGCCAAUGCCAUGGACAUAUACGGAUGCCCCUAA
Molecule: messenger RNA, 966 nt
Organism: Magallana angulata
Lineage: Eukaryota; Metazoa; Mollusca; Bivalvia; Ostreida; Ostreidae
Product: 3'-5' ssDNA/RNA exonuclease TatD-like
Exons: 2
Coding region: 1-966 (321 amino acids)
Molecular function (GO): hydrolase activity, acting on ester bonds
Source: RefSeq, a predicted model, not a curated record